CGGGCCGCGCGCCCCCUUGCUAGCCUGCCACACUCGGCGCCGCGCCUAUAAGUAGCGCGCAUGCGCCGGCGCAGCACUGCACCCACGGCUCGAGCUCGCAGCGACAGGCACAGGCAGCAAGGCUGGUUUCCUUCCUCGUCGAACGUCUGCCGCUGCUCGCGAUGGCCGGACGCGGAGGAGGUAGCAAGAGUAGCCUGUACGCGGCGCUGGGCGUGGCCAGCGACUGCUCCGACGCCGAGCUGCGCAGCGCCUACCGCAAGCUCGCCAUGAAAUGGCACCCGGACAAGUGCGCCGGCGCAGGGAGCUCCGGCGGCGGCGCGGACGCCGCCAAGGCCAGGUUCCAGAAGAUCCAGGGAGCGUACGCCGUCCUGUCGGACCCCAACAAGCGGAUCCUGUAUGACGUCGGGGCCUACGACGGCGAAGGCGACGAUGACGUACGGCGCCGGGGAGAUCCUCGGAGACAUUCUCGAGGCCAUGAGCCAGGCAGGCCCUGCCGCCGACAACGGCAAGGGGGAGAGCCUGGAGGACCUGCAGCGGCAGUUCGAGGAGCUGUUCCUGAGGCCGUCGCCGUCGUCCUUCUCGCCGCAGAACGACGCAGCUGGGAAGUCGGCUUCCAAGAGUAGGCCUGCUGGGAGGAAAUAGACAGGACACUGCGGCGAAUAGGUCGGUCCAGCUACUCCUGUUCCAGAUAAGCUACGACCUACGAGGUACCGAUACCUGGCCAGGAGCCCAGGACAGCGACCUGCGACGGCGACGAGGCUGCCAGUGCUGCACGCUCAAGUACAUGCUCCGAGUUGUAGCUACUACUGUAGAUCGGCACGGCAGUCGCCAGAAUGGUACCAUAAGGCGGCCGUACGCACACACGCAUGAACGCUGUUUUUACCAUCUCAGGUUCGCUGCAAAAUUUCCAGCGUGUUCUCUGUAAAAUCCCUGCAUGAUUGCUAUAAAGAAAUUCUUCGUGGGUACUAAUAAAUGGAGUGCUCAGUAAUGGCCAUCGUAUGAGAGGCAUAUGCUAAACAGCAAAAAAAAAGUUUU
Zea mays is the source of this 1035-nucleotide messenger RNA. Its product is annotated as chaperone protein dnaJ. NCBI's taxonomy places the organism in Eukaryota, Viridiplantae, Streptophyta, Magnoliopsida, Poales, Poaceae. The record is from RefSeq and is a predicted model, not a curated record. The transcript is spliced from 6 exons. The coding region runs from base 162 to 623 and encodes 153 amino acids.